Vairimorpha ceranae is the source of this 210-nucleotide messenger RNA. RefSeq lists its product as hypothetical. The record is from RefSeq and is a predicted model, not a curated record. The transcript has a single exon. Bases 1 to 210 code for a protein of 69 amino acids. NCBI's taxonomy places the organism in Eukaryota, Fungi, Microsporidia, Nosematidae.
AUGCUUUAUUUUCUUUUUUUAUUAAAAACAUUUGAUUUGCCAAAUUUUACGUUAACACAAAAUUUAACACGCAAUUUAUGUCAAAAUCUGUUUAAAAUUUUUAUAAGCAUUAAAAAAAUCGUUAACGCAAAUUUAGCAGCGAAAUUAAUAACAGAACAAGUUUACAGUAACAUACAUUAUAAAUUUAUUACAAUUAUAUUUUAUUUUUAG